Fragaria vesca subsp. vesca is the source of this 889-nucleotide messenger RNA. Its product is annotated as ER membrane protein complex subunit 8/9 homolog. Gene Ontology annotation, cellular component: EMC complex. The coding region runs from base 100 to 708 and encodes 202 amino acids. The transcript is spliced from 5 exons. The record is from RefSeq and is a predicted model, not a curated record. NCBI's taxonomy places the organism in Eukaryota, Viridiplantae, Streptophyta, Magnoliopsida, Rosales, Rosaceae.
AAGAUCCCCAAAUUCGAAACAACACCGAGUACUGGACGCUCUGCUUCUCUAUUUUCUCUCUACAAGACUGAGUUUGUCAACUCGGGCGAGGAUUGAGUCAUGGGCGGCGAGUUACGCUACGAGAUCGCACAGAACGCGUACAUAAAGCUCGUACUCCACGCCCUCAAGCACAAGACCUCCGCCGUCAACGGCAUCCUACUCGGCCGCGUUUCCCCUCAAAACGACGUCGUCGAGAUCACCGACUCCGUCCCUCUCUUCCACUCCCAGCUCGGCCUCCUCCCCCAGCUCGAGAUCUCCCUCAUCCUCAUUGAGGAGCAUUUCGCUGCGAAAGGAGUGAGCAUUGUCGGGUACUUCCACGCGAACGAGAGGUUUGAUGAUCAGGAGCUUGGGAGCCUGGCCAAGAAUGUUGGCGAUCACAUUUAUCGCUACCUUCCUCAAGCUGCGGUGCUCUUGUUAGAUAACAAGAAGCUUGCAGCUUUGUCAAAAACUAAGGACCGGAGCCCCGUGGUUCAGCUUUACACGAAAGAUGCUUCUAGGAUUUGGAAAUUAGUUGGAUCAGAUGGAAAUCAGUUGACAAUGAAGGAGCCCUCAGCCAAUGUUGUUCUAUUGGAUCACAUUUCAACUGAAAAAUGGCAGGAUGUUGUAGAUUUUGAUGAUCACCUUGAUGACAUUAGCAAGGAUUGGCUGAACCCAGAGCUCUUCAAGUAAACUAGGCAUUAAUAGCUUCAUCCUAUGCAUCAGAGCAAGAUAGACCGACCUGAAGCUCCUCGAUUCCUUGUUUUAUGAGAAUUUUUCGAGAUGUAAAAAACUGGAUAAACAGCCAUCUCAUACUUUAAAAAGUCUCCAAACUCGAAUAGUAUCUUUGCGCCUCUGAGAGCAUUUCAGUUGU